Messenger RNA from Osmia bicornis bicornis, 1576 nucleotides. RefSeq lists its product as uncharacterized. Lineage: Eukaryota; Metazoa; Arthropoda; Insecta; Hymenoptera; Megachilidae. Bases 179 to 1567 code for a protein of 462 amino acids. The record is from RefSeq and is a predicted model, not a curated record. The transcript is spliced from 2 exons.
AUCUUGUAGAAUCGACUAAUUUCUGUUAAGGAAAUCACGUAACCCUUACCACCGUUUACGCAUCCUUAUUCCUCCCUUCUAACCCUCCACUUCCUCUUUCCUUUCUCCUUCUUCUUGAAGAACAGUCAAAUUGACAAGUGGUGAAUUCUCCGUAUCGAGGAUUCGGUUGAAGAGCAAAAUGAAAUUAAAAGGCACGGUUAAACGGAAUCGUGGACCUUUUAGCGUUACCUCCAAAUCAAAGACUUCGCCGAUGAUUUCGAAUGUUCAUGUAGUUACAGAGAAUGUGCUGCUGCCGGUAACAAAGACGAUCUUCACGAAAUGCCAUAGUGAAACGAAUCGUUCGAAACGGCGCGUGAAACUCGUCAAGCCGAGCCAAUCUAACGAUAACGUAAUCGGACCUUUGUUAAAACCGCCGUCUAAUGUACCAGGGAAGACAUAUGCGAGUACGCUGCUCCGGGUCGAACAGAGCGACAGUGGAUGGAAUAGCAGAGAAAAGAAGUUCCUUACAAAUGAUCGUUCCAAACCAAAGGAGAGUCAAAGGGAGCAACAGAGAACGGAAUUACCGUUUCCCUGUCCAAUUUUGAUUCAGCCUGUAACAGUAACACGUACGGCUGUAUCACCGAACAAAAGUAUCAAGAAAUCUCCCAAAUUAAUAGAACGAAAAGAAAGCCAGAAUCAGAGCAACGGAGAAACUUCAAAGAAAUCUUUGGAUCUGUUGGCUCUGUCGAACACAUCGACUACAAACACGACAGCGUCCAGCAAUAUUUUCUCCAGAUAUUCUUUGAUCUCUUAUUGCGAUUCCGCGUUAAUGAAGAUCGCUCUGAUCGAUCAAGUAAAGCAGACGUUAUCCAGUAACGUUAUCGAUCGGAUAAAAGAACCGUCGCGAUGUUUAGUCGACUCGUCGACGUCCAACGGCUUCCUGGAGGCGAUGAAGCACCAGGCAGCAGCGUUACAAUUGUCCAAGCUCGUAAAAGAACCGUCGCGAUGUCUGAUCGAUUCGUCGACGUCCAACAGCUUCCUGGAGACGAUGAAGCAUCAGGCAGCAGCGUUACAAUUGUCCAAGCACAGUCCUCAAAAUUUGCGGAGGAAUACAGCGGAUCGUUCAACCUUCACCUUGCUCGUGGAAGAUCAAUCUCGAUGGCGUUGCGAGGAUACGUAUUCAUCUAGAAAGGAACACCCCUGCAAGAUAAAGUACUCGUGGCAAGUGGUCGGUAAAGGUUCGCAAACGUCGCGCACGCUUUUGGAAAGUAUAAUCAAAGCGAACAGCUUCGACGACGAAUCGAUCCACCAGUGCGCUAUCAAAUAUUCUUGGCAAAUCAUAGGGAUGUCUACGCAAACUUCUAAAAGGGAUUUUGCGAUUGCAGAAGGUCAUCCCAUCGCCUCGUUUUCACUCGCUAAAAUAAAACGGCCUCGUGGCAAUAUUAUGAAGGCAAGCGAGCCUGCGCAAACCGUUACCGUCUGGCGAAAUGGCAAAAGAUUCAUCUUACUGAAUAAUCAGUGCACGCAAACGAUCGCCCAUAAGACGAAUCAAACUACUUUCCUUGAAAUUCAUAAAAAAAGUUAUUGAAUGAUGAGA